AAUUACACUUGGACAAUAUCUUAGACUGACUAUCUCUUUUACAAAGUAACUUUAUUUUGUGGCCUACCAAAAAAAAAAGUAACUUUAUUUUGUCUUAUUUAUCCCUCGUUGUCUCUUUUGAAAACAUAAAUAAAUUAGGGCAAAUAUUGUUGCCGAGGCUCUUGUCCUAGUGUAAAUUUUGGGAAUCUAGGGUUUAGUGCCGCCAUGGAAAAACGGCAGAAACUAGUCUCCGAGAAGGAUCCCCUAACCAUCUCCCGAAAUUCAAUACCAAUUGAUCUCUUUAUCUCAAUACUCUCAAGAUUGCCGGUGAAAUCCAUUGCGCGGUGUCGUUGCGUUUCGAAGCAAUGGGCUUCCAUUCUCCGCCGUCCAGAUUUCACCGACUUGUUCCUGAAAGUAUCAUCGACUCGUCCCUGUCUCUUGUUCACCUUCAAUCUCAACGGUAAGUGGCUCUUCUUCUCCGCACCUCAGCACCAGAACUCGUGUAUUCUUUUAGCUGCCGAUCGUCACAUGAGUUUCUCAACCGAAAAUGGUUCUUCUGGGAUGUUACGUCCUGUCUGCGGAUUGCUAUGUACUUUAGAAAGGAAUCCAUUUAUCUGUAACCCUAGCACAGGACAGUACAUAACUUUACCCAAGGCGACAUGGGCGGAGUCUAGGGUGGUCGAUAUCUAUUUCGGAUAUGACCUUAUCGGCAAACUAUUCAAGGUAUUGCACAUGUCCAAGGAUUAUUCUCGAGUUUUGUCAUUAGGAACGGGAGAACUAUCAUGGAGAACGAUAGAAUGUUCGAUAUCCCAUUGCUCUGCAUCUGAUGGGAUUUGCAUCAAUGGGGUUGUGUACUAUUUAGCUGCGUGCAAUGGCACUAGACUUCAUACACCUAUUAAGCUAGUUUGCUUUGAUGUUAGAUUUGAGAAGUUCAAAUUUCUUGAUGUGAACAGUAUGAUUUGGAUGUCAACUCUUGUAAACUUCAAUGGUAAAUUGGGCGCAAUUCUCCCUGAUGAGUUGUUUUUAUUCAGUGAAAGAAGUACAAGGCUUGAGAUGUGGGUUUUAGAUGAUGUCGAGAAUGGGAAAUGGUCGAAGCAUAUCUAUGAAUUUCCGUCUUCAUGGAAGAAUCUAGUUGGGGAUAAGUUUCUAUACAUUGUAGGGAUGAUUGGUACAGGUGAAAUUGUUUUCGCCCCAUACUAUAGAGAGGAAAAUUUAUAUAUUUUCUACUACAAUGUGGUGAGUAACACUGUUGUAAGAGUUGAAAUCCAAUUAGGGAUUGUUGUUCCUGAUCGUCCGAAGAUUUACACCUUUAUUGACCAUGUAGAAGAUGUGAAGCUUAUGGAAGUACUCGGGAGUUCAUAGGACUUUAUAAUGAACGGUUUUUGCCUUCUAAAGUUUGGAAUCUCUCAAAAAGUCCUUAGCGUGCACCUAUUUCGUAUAGGUAACAGUUGUUCGGUUACAAUUGUAUGACUAUUAUAUGUGUGUAUUUUGUUGAAUUUAUCUCAUUGUGGAAACUGUGACCAUGAGAACCAGUGAUU
This is a messenger RNA of Arabidopsis lyrata subsp. lyrata, 1517 nucleotides long. RefSeq names its product putative F-box protein At2g19630. The coding region runs from base 205 to 1341 and encodes 378 amino acids. Gene Ontology annotation, molecular function: protein binding. The record is from RefSeq and is a predicted model, not a curated record. Lineage: Eukaryota; Viridiplantae; Streptophyta; Magnoliopsida; Brassicales; Brassicaceae. The transcript has a single exon.